UGACACAUCUUUGUUUUCUGGCAGGAACGCACUUUCAUUGAGUCUUCGUGGUGGCGAGAGAUUUUCACUUUUCUUUCGCGGAAAAACGUGUUUUCCGCGCAAUUUCCAGUUAAAUUUGUGUUCUUUGGUUAAGCUAGCGUGUACUUAAGCCGUUGAUUGCACGCUUCCAGCGGUUCAGCGUUGCCGAAUUCGCCCAAUUUCACAAGGUUGAGAAAGCUACAGACAUGUCGGCCAAAGAUUACCUGCGCGAGCUGCGGGAGGAAAUCAAGUCCGACACGAGCAAGAUGCUGCAGGAGACGGCGCCGUCCACGGAACCGGUCCCGGACGAGGAGGAAAGGGAUGAUGAUUCGAGUGAACCGUCCGCGGGAAGCGAUCCGCCUCUGUUGAGCAGUGAUGACAAUGAAGCCGAUGGUGGAAAGAUUGAGUUUGUGGAGCUGGUUUCGGCGAAUAAGCCGCCGAGCAAGCUGGAGAAGGAAAAUGAGGAACCGCCUGCGGCGGCGGGUGGCAGCAAGGACAAGCCGACAGAUCCGGUGAAGCUGAAGAAGGAGAUUUUGAAGAAGCACAACGCUGCCAACCGAAAGCUUGAGAAGAAGCGGGAGGAGUGCCGGAAGUUGGAUGAGGGUCAGGAAGGGGAGGAAUCCGACGGCGAUGGAAGUUGCAGCGUGACGUCCAGCGUGAAGAGUAAGAAUUCUUCGAAGAAGCAGCAACCGGCCGUGGUUGAUCCGGCCGUUCAGAAGCGAUUCGACGCGCAUUCGAAGAAGAUUUGCAAUCGCAUUAAGGCGGUUCAGAGCAAGCUGCAGCAGUUGAGGGUUUCCGGGGCUGUAAGUGACAACUCGUCGACGGUUUCGAGCACGUCCGGCACGAGUAGCAAGGUGACGACCUCGAGCAAGAAUGCGAAAAAGAACGCGGCGGGAAAUGCUGCGAAGCAGCAAAAUUUGAACAACAUCUUCACCAAGAACGGCAGCGCUGCGUUCUUCCCGAACCCCGCCCAACCGUUGACGCCCAUCUCGCAGCUGAAUCUGAUGGCGAACCAUCGGGCGCAGGUGGGGACGUCCCCGCUGCCGUCGUGCAUCCAAGGACUCGCGAAACCGGAGAACCUUCUUCUGCUGACACUGCUGACGCUGAGUCCGAAGCAACGGGACGAGUACCUGCUGAAGCUGGGCAAGGAGAAGACGCUGCUGACGGUGCGACACCAGAAGGGUCAGUCGGCGGAGAAGAAAUCGGUGGAAAUCAAUCCGAACCUGCAGGAGUUUGCGGUCAAUUUGAAGUCGCGUGCCAUGGUGCAUUUGUACGGGCCGCAGGCGCGGGUUGCGACGCAGGAGGAGGUUUCGCGACCGUUUUUGACGGUGACCGCGGCCGAUAAGAUCCAGGAGGUGAAGAAGGUUCGCGAGGUGCGCACGUUUGAGGAGGAGGUUUCGUAUCUGUUGAAUAACGGAAAGGUUACGGACAAGGCGGACUACAAGAAGGAGCUGACGCUGCAGAACGUGUCGAAGGCGGAGCGGAACGGGUUCCUGACGGAGGCGAACCAGAAGGCGCUGCGGGAGCUUGUUGAUGAGGCGGUGAAGAAGGAGUUGGGGUACGUGGUCGAGGGCGUGGUGCGAGUGAAUGUGAACAAUAACUCGCAGGCGUUUGUCGAUGAUCAUACGAGGGACGCGGACGUGUACAUCAAUACGGUUCUGCUGCGAAAGUGCGCAAUGGACGGAGAUCGGGUGCGGGUCUUCGUUAAGCACGGUGAGGUUCAGCCGGAGGAGGAUAGUGAAGAUUCGCCGGCGAAGAGCGAGCGGUUGAAGAACAAUUGGGGCUUUGUGAUUGAUAUUCUGGAGAAGCGGCAUAGCCGGGUGUGCGUCGGGACGUUCAUGCCGUACUACCAGAGUUCGAAUCAGUACAUAAAGUUUUCGCCGAGGGAUUUGAAGAUUCCGGUGAUGCGGAUUUACAAGCAGCACUGGCCGGAGGCGAUUUUCAAGAACGAUUUUAAGCAGCUGGAGUCGGUGAUUUACCAGGCGGAGAUCAUCGAGUGGCACGAGGACGUUCCGAUUGGGACGAUUUUGAAGUCGAUUGGCAAGUGUGGCGAGUUGGAGGCGGAGAACCAGGCUCUGUUGGUGGAGUACGACUUGGACGUGUCGCCGUACUCGGAGGAGAUCAUCAACAGCUUGCCGGCUUCGCCGUUCCAGAUCCCGGGGGAGGAGCUGAAGAAGCGUGAAGAUUUGCGGGAGGAGUGCGUAUUUACGAUCGAUCCGUUGACGGCGCGGGAUUUGGACGAUGCACUGAGUUGUAAGGUGCUGAAGAAUGGCAACUUUGAGAUUGGCGUGCACAUUUCGGACGUUUCGUACUUCCUGAAGGAGGGAUCGGAGCUGGACGAGCUGGUCAAGCUGAGGGCUACCUCGAUCUACAUGGUGGACAACGUGUAUCACAUGCUGCCAAAGCCGCUCUGCUUUCUGUGCUCGCUUCUUCCGGGUGAGGACAAGUUGGCGUUUUCCGUCUUCUGGGAGAUCACUCCGGAUGCUAAGGUGCUGAGUACGCGCUUCGCCAAAACCGUCAUCAACUCGUGUACGCAGCUUGCCUACGAACACGCCCAAGUCAUGCUGGACAAGCCAACGGAGAACCUGCGCGCCGAGGACUUCCCACCGAUCCUCCACGACUACACGCCCAACUACCUCAGCCGCAUCGUGAACCAACUUCAAUCGAUCGCGGUUCAACUACGAGCUCGUCGUAUGGAAAACGGCUGCAUCAAGAUCAACCAGCCGAAGCUGUCCUUCACGCUGGAUCCCAACACCGGCAAACCUACCAGCUACGCCGUCUACGAACUACGAACUGCCAACCAAAUGAUCGAGGACUUUAUGCUGCUGGCCAACUCGUCCGUGGCCGAAUUCACCUACAGCAAGUUCAAGGACCUCGCCAUCCUGCGAAACCACUUCGCCCCAUCCUCCCCCCAGCUAACGAACCUCGCCAAACUCCUGGCCAAGCACGGCCACACCCUCAACCACGACUCCUCCAAAGCCAUCGCCGAAUCCUUCGAAACCAUCAGCAAUGCCUGUCCCCAACCGGAAGCCGCCCGCGCCGUCCUCAACAUCAUGAUGGCCAAACCCAUGACCCGCGCCCUCUACUUCUGCUCCGCGUUCACCAAACUCCCCGAGGACUUUUUCCACUACGCUCUCGCCAUUCCAAUGUACACCCACUUCACCAGCCCCAUCCGCCGCUACGCCGACUGUCUCGUCCACCGCGUCCUCACGGCGGCCCUCGACCUCUCCGAACCACCCACCCGCACCCCCGAAGAACUCAGCCAGCUCGCCAACAUCUGCAACGUCAAAAAGUACAACGCCAAACUCGCCGGCGAUUCCAGCUCGCUGCUCUACUUCAAACACUACCUCAAGAAGGCCAAGAGCAUCGAAACGACCGCCGCCGUCUCGGACAUUGGCCAGCAGCUGCUCGAGCUGGUGCUGAUCUCCACCGGACACGUCUGCAAAGUUAGCUACAAGCAACUCGCCAAGGUGGCCGACUUUAAGCUGACCGAGGACACCAAACCGUUCCGCCACUGCAUGCUGCUGCCCAAGGACCGGAAGAUCGGGCCCGCCGAGCUGCGCUUGUUUUCCGAGGUGCGCGUCACCGUGCAGCUGGUGAAGGAGGCGGUCACGGUGACGAGCGUGCUGCCGCCACUAGCGCAGGUGCAGAGCAAGGAAUCGUCGGUGGAAGCGUGAGCGUGCCCGGUAAAUUCGGUAGAUUUCGACUGACUGUUUAAGAACAAUGCGAGGGUAAGAUGGUGAAUAUCUAGUUUAGUAGCUUAAUUAGGUGUUGUACAUCACUCUCGGAGAUUAAUUUUGUUAUUUUUUUUUAUUGAAAACAUUACCAUUUUUUUAUAUAAUUUUCUUCGUCGAUAAGAAUUGUGGACAAGGGCGAGAAUUCUAGCAGUCCAUAAAUUAUUGCCUGUUAAUAUUGAAUAAUUUUCAACACUCACCAUUAUUUCAAACAUCUUGAUUAAAUAUAGAAUGCUUCAAAAGCUAA
Culex pipiens pallens (northern house mosquito) is the source of this 3999-nucleotide messenger RNA. It is a transcript of the gene Dis3l2, whose product is annotated as DIS3-like exonuclease 2. The record is from RefSeq and is a predicted model, not a curated record. Lineage: Eukaryota; Metazoa; Arthropoda; Insecta; Diptera; Culicidae. Bases 225 to 3695 code for a protein of 1156 amino acids. Gene Ontology annotation, molecular function: RNA binding; 3'-5'-RNA exonuclease activity. Gene Ontology annotation, cellular component: P-body; exosome (RNase complex). Gene Ontology annotation, biological process: miRNA catabolic process; mRNA catabolic process. The transcript has 3 exons.